AUGCUGCAGCGAGGGAUGUGGGGGCUGCGAGGCGCCGUGCGUCGAUCGGCCGUGCGGUCGAUGCCGUGGCGGGCGUACUCGCAAAGUGCGCUGGGAUCAGAUGCGCUGCCCGCGCCGAGGGAGCAGAAAGUGUCGCUAGACUCGGCGGUGGAAUUCACGCCGGUGCCCGAGAUGUCGGCGCCGACGCCGCCGCCGAAGCCCGUGUCGGACGUGCUGGGCCUGCCUAGCGCGUCUCGGCCGCACCGCUUGCACAUCAAGUCGUCGCGCAAUAAUACCAUUGUCACAUUUACGAUGCCGACGGGGGAGCCAUUGGUGGGAGAGAGUGGCGGCACCGUGGGCUUUAAAAAGGCGCAGCGCUCGGGCUACGAGGCUGGGUACCGAGCGGCUGUGCGUGUGUUUCAGCACAUUGUCGCACAUCGAGCGCAGUGGGGUGUGAAGGAUAUCGAGGUGCUGUGGAAUGGCUUUGGCCAGGGUCGUGAGGCCGUGUUUCGGGCGCUGCAGGCCUCGGAAGGCGAAAGCGUGCGGCAGAUGGUGCUGGCCAUGACGGACAAGACGCCUAUCAAGAUUGGCGGUGUGCGCCCGAAGAAGCGACGGAUGUUGUAG
This is a messenger RNA of Malassezia restricta, 603 nucleotides long. RefSeq names its product small subunit ribosomal protein S11. The coding region runs from base 1 to 603 and encodes 200 amino acids. Gene Ontology annotation, biological process: ribosomal small subunit assembly; maturation of SSU-rRNA from tricistronic rRNA transcript (SSU-rRNA, 5.8S rRNA, LSU-rRNA); translation. Gene Ontology annotation, molecular function: mRNA 5'-UTR binding; structural constituent of ribosome; small ribosomal subunit rRNA binding. The transcript has a single exon. Gene Ontology annotation, cellular component: mitochondrial small ribosomal subunit; ribosome. The record is from RefSeq and is a predicted model, not a curated record. NCBI's taxonomy places the organism in Eukaryota, Fungi, Basidiomycota, Malasseziomycetes, Malasseziales, Malasseziaceae.